This is a messenger RNA of Oncorhynchus kisutch (coho salmon), 1319 nucleotides long. RefSeq names its product ferritin, middle subunit-like. Bases 588 to 1118 code for a protein of 176 amino acids. Gene Ontology annotation, molecular function: ferric iron binding; ferrous iron binding. Gene Ontology annotation, cellular component: cytoplasm. Lineage: Eukaryota; Metazoa; Chordata; Actinopteri; Salmoniformes; Salmonidae. The transcript is spliced from 4 exons. The record is from RefSeq and is a predicted model, not a curated record. Gene Ontology annotation, biological process: iron ion transport; intracellular iron ion homeostasis.
AAAAACAUUUUUGUGUGGAGGUAUAUAACAGUGUCAAAUUACUUGCGGAUUUUGAUCAUAUAGAAGUUUCGUAAUGUUUAAGCUUUAACAAAUCUUCCAUUAAAGAUCAACAAAUUAACAAUGAAAGUUAAAUCAGGGUCCAUAUCAAAAAGACUGGUUUGACAACAACAUUAUUUGGAUUAAACAAUUAUUGAACAAUGAUGGCCAACUAUACGAUUAUCAAGAAUUCAUGAGAACACAGAAUGUUACAUUCACUCCUGAGGAAUGGGAUCGUCAUCAAAUGAUCCGCAUAGUUCCUGUUGAAUUUCUAAAGGUGAUUGGCUACGCUCUGUGAGGGUGGAUUUCACUGACGCAUUCCUUUUGGAACAAUAAAUAGAGCGAACAAGGCUCCUUCUAGUUCACAAGUCUGAGAAGACGCAUGAAGAAGUUCUUGCUUCAACAGUGAUUGAACGGAACUCCUCUGCCUUCGUCCCGCAUUAUAGAACAUUAAGGAUUAAUGACAUAGCACUUACUUGAACUAUAAUAGCAAUAUAGUUUAAACUCUAUUUUUUUACUUUUUAUUUUGAUAUAAAAGAAAAUCUGCCAAGAUGGAGUCUCAGAUCCGCCAGAACUAUCACCACGAUUGCGAAGCUGCCAUCAACCGGAUGAUCAACUUGGAGAUGUUUGCCUCCUACACCUACACUUCAAUGGCUUUCUAUUUCUCCCGUGACGAUGUGGCUCUGCGAGGCUUCGCGCAUUUCUUCAAGGAGAACAGCGACGAGGAGCGGGAGCACGCGGACAAGCUUCUCUCCUUCCAGAACAAGCGAGGUGGACGCAUUUUACUCCAGGACAUCAAGAAGCCAGAACGUGAUGAGUGGGGCAAUGGGCUGGAGGCCAUGCAGUGUGCUCUGCAGCUGGAGAAGAAUGUGAACCAGGCCCUGCUGGACCUGCACAAGAUUGCCUCUGACAAGGUUGACCCCCAUCUGUGUGACUUUCUGGAGACCCAUUACCUGAAUGAGCAGGUGGAGGCCAUUAAGAAGCUGGGAGACCACAUCACCAACCUCACCAAGAUGGAUGCUGUCAAAAACAAGAUGGCAGAGUACCUGUUUGACAAGCACACCCUGGGAGGCCAGAGCUAAACCACUUCCAUCCCCAGGCUACGGCCUCAUGCCUCAGACCAGGACUCCUGGCUUCUCUGAUAGAUCCUCCUGGCUUUGCUUUUAUAAGGAUGGGAGAGUGUUAAACUGGUGAAUUGCAACACUGCUGUGACAUUGUUUCUGUUGACAACACUACUGUAUUUUGGAGGCAAGGCUUGUAAAACAAUAAAAAAUAUCACGUAA